This is a messenger RNA of Anopheles maculipalpis, 313 nucleotides long. RefSeq lists its product as uncharacterized. NCBI's taxonomy places the organism in Eukaryota, Metazoa, Arthropoda, Insecta, Diptera, Culicidae. The record is from RefSeq and is a predicted model, not a curated record. The transcript is spliced from 2 exons. Bases 2 to 313 code for a protein of 103 amino acids.
AAUGGCUCAAGGAAAACUUAAAGUAAAAUCGAAAGCACCGCCAAACCUGAAGAAAGCACAAGCGAACAAGAAAAAGGGAACUGCAUUCAGCAAGCGGAAAAAUGCACCCAUUCAGUCGAAGAAACACAAAUUCGAAGAGGCACACAAACUGAAGCAGGUCAUCACGAAAACGGUUAAUAAGAAGAACGAGGACGACAUUCGGAAGGUUGCGUACGAAGGCCAGACAAACCUUAGCCAAGCGCAACUGGCCGUGCUAGAGCAUCAUCGAAAGCAGGCCCAGAAUGAUGAGUCUGAGGCGGGUUCUUCGAAGUAA